GUUCCAAAGGCGCACAGAUUGGCCCAGUCGUUUUAUUCGUCUACCUGUUUACCAUUUGCUAUUCCUUGGGCGAAGGACCUGUCGCAUUCCAGUACUCUGCAGAGGUGUUCCCCACGAUUCAGCGUGAGCAGGGAAUGGCCUGGGCUGUGUGCAUUAACAACACCUUUGCUGGUAUCCUGAGUUUGACAUUCCCUCGGAUGCGGACCGUCAUGACCCCAACGGGAGCUUUCGGAUUCUACGCCGGUCUCAACCUGAUUGCCUGGUUCAUGAUCUUCUGUUUCGUGAGAGAAACAAAACAGCUCACCCUGGAAGAGCUGGACCAGGUCUUCUCCGUACCCACCAAGCAGUUCAUCGGCUACGAGCUCAAGGUCUGGCUGCCUUACUUCAUCAAGCGCCACAUCUUCCGAAGAAACAUCCCCAAGCCACCCCCAAUCAUCGAGAAGGAUUCCUCGUCCGAUUCGAGUGAGGAAUAAGAGGAGGAUAACUAGGAAAAAACGACGACAGGACACGAGGUCUAGAGGAUUUAAACUGUCCGCGUGUGGUGUGGCACCUUGAUGGGUCACACCUCUUUUGUCUCUUUCUCCCCUUUUAUCAAAGUAGCUAAUCGCUAUUCUCAGCCUUGAGAAAUUGUUCUUUGAGCUGCUUACUCUUUUUGAAAAAACCUUGGCCCUCAGAGUGGAGAUGUCCUUCUUGGAGAGGAGUGACAUCUCCCACUUCUAGGACAUCUGCAACUCCACGAUCGCUAAGAGUUAUUAUCUGAAGAAUCAUGAUUACGGAGUAUUUGAAAUAAAGAUAUCCCACCAGCCGCCAUUUGAGCGUCACUUGACAUCAAGAUCAUGACAAAUAA
Molecule: messenger RNA, 847 nt
Organism: Cryphonectria parasitica EP155
Lineage: Eukaryota; Fungi; Ascomycota; Sordariomycetes; Diaporthales; Cryphonectriaceae
Exons: 5
Coding region: 135-473 (112 amino acids)
Biological process (GO): transmembrane transport
Cellular component (GO): membrane
Molecular function (GO): myo-inositol:proton symporter activity
Source: RefSeq, a predicted model, not a curated record